Messenger RNA from Trematomus bernacchii (emerald rockcod), 3746 nucleotides. It is a transcript of the gene dph6, whose product is annotated as diphthamine biosynthesis 6. Gene Ontology annotation, biological process: protein histidyl modification to diphthamide. The transcript is spliced from 15 exons. Bases 105 to 2180 code for a protein of 691 amino acids. The record is from RefSeq and is a predicted model, not a curated record. NCBI's taxonomy places the organism in Eukaryota, Metazoa, Chordata, Actinopteri, Perciformes, Nototheniidae. Gene Ontology annotation, molecular function: diphthine-ammonia ligase activity.
AUGUGUUGUGUACAUGCACCGGUUGCUAAGCACAGUUAUCACGUUGUGUACUAUAACAGCCAAUAUUUUUGAUGUCAGCAGUCUUUUGAGCAAAAAAUAAGAAGAUGAAAGUGGUCGCGUUAAUAAGUGGGGGCAAAGACAGCUGCUACAACAUGAUGCAGUGUGUUGCUGCUGGGCACCGGAUCGUAGCUCUUGCCAACCUCCGUCCUGCUAACACAGAUGAGUUGGACAGCUACAUGUACCAGACAGUGGGCCACCAGGCCAUAGAUCUGUACUCUGAAGCCAUGGACCUGCCCCUGUACAGACGGACCAUCCAGGGCUCGAGCCUGGACAUCAGCAGAAACUACAGCGUGACUGAGGGGGAUGAGGUGGAGGACCUAUAUGAGCUGCUCAAGCUUGUGAAGGAAAAGGAGGGUGUCGAGGCAGUGUCUGUAGGGGCCAUUCUCUCCGAUUACCAGAGGGUCCGUGUGGAAAAUGUAUGUUUGCGGCUAGGUUUGCAGCCCCUGGCCUACCUGUGGCGCCGAGACCAAGAGUCCCUGCUUUCCGAGAUGAUAUCAUCUGACCUCCAUGCUAUCCUCAUCAAAGUCGCCGCCUUCGGCCUGGAUCCAGAGAAGCACUUGGGAAAAUCUCUAUCUGACAUGGAGCCCUAUCUGAAACAGCUGUCUCAGAAGUAUGGAGUUCAUAUCUGCGGAGAAGGAGGAGAAUAUGAAUCCUUCACUCUUGAUUGCCCCCUCUUCAAAAAAAAGAUGGUUGUAGAUGCAAUGGAGACAGUGAUCCACUCAGCAGAUGCCUUCGCUCCGGUCGGCUACCUGCGCUUCACAGAGAUACACAGCGAGAACAAAGAUAGCGAUGUGGUGGCGAGAGCUUUGCCCCAUGGUAGUUGUCCUUGCCAGAACGCCAUUGACAAGAUGACUGAGGAGGUGGAAUAUGCUGAUCAAGCUCAAGACAACCAGCAAGAAUUUACAUCAAAUUGUGACCUUAGUUGUCAGCGGGGCCACGACCCCUCCCCAUCCUGCUCACCGAGGAGCUCCAAAGGCUAUCAGUGGAUCUCUGGCAUCAACGGCCUUCAGAGCAAAGAUCCUGGGAUCCAGGGCCAGACAACGGCAGCUUUCACACAGCUGCAAAGUGAGUUGGACAGCAGAGGCUGGAAGCUGAAGGACAUCGUCCUCGUUCACCUGUAUGUGAGGUCCAUGGAAGAUUUUGUUUCUCUGAACACCGUCUAUAAGAAACACUUUGACAUAAACCCUCCAGCCAGGGUGUGUGUCCAGGCUCCCCUUCCUGCCGGGCAGCUGCUGCAGAUGGACUGCCUGCUCCAUGACUGGACCGAGCCCCUGGAGGAGGGCUGCUUCCACCAGAGAGAAGCCCUGCAUGUCCAGAGCCUGUCCCACUGGGCCCCCGCCAACAUCGGGCCCUACAGUCAGGCCUUUAGGGUCGAUGAGUCUGUUUUCUGCGCAGGCCAAAUUGCUCUGGUCCCCUGUACCAUGCAGCUGGUAAAGGCUGGCACCAGGACGCAGGCCCGUUUGUCCUUCAGCUACGUGGAGAAGGUUCUGGAGGCUGUGAUCAGCAGCCUGACUCUAGCUCAUGUUGUCCAGGCCCACUGCUACACCACAAAACACCAAGACAUCCCCAUCAUCAGGGCCGCCUGGGAGAGCAUGCUGAGGACCACAGAAGAAGAGAAGGACCUGAUGUGGGAGCAUGAAAUCAAACCUGCGCCAUUGUUGGUGGUCGUGGUGCCGGCCUUACCCAAGGGUGCAGCUGUGGAGCUUCAUGUAACUGCAGUACACGAUGAUCCCACCCAAAGGACGUCCUGUCACAUGACUACAAAGGUGGCGUGCGGAUCCGUAGAGUGCCACACUGUAAUGUCUGCAUGUAGCGCUUCACUUUCACUCUCCCUGGCUGUGCCCGGCGAUAACCUGGAGGUCACCGGUGUAAAGGAUGUUACAGAAGCAGUUGGCGCUACAUUAAAGAAAGCCAUGAAGAAGAUGGCUGCUGAGCUGGUGCCACUGUGUGCCAGGGUGUUCUACAAGGGCAACCACCCGCUGGCACAGCAGAUUGUUGAAGGGCUUGAAGAAAGUUUGAGGAGCUCUCUAGCAGACUCCAGUCCGUCUGUGGCCCUGGUUCCAGUCCUGGACUUGCCGGACUCCGAGAUCCUCCACCUGUCCUGCUGGCUCAGUUUAUAGUCAACAGCCAGACUCCAGUCAUCCACAGCACUGGAAUCCAAUGGGGCUUUUCUGGAGAACCAACUAUCACAGCCCAACAACUCAAGACUUACAACAGGACAUUGUGAAUGUGACAAAUAAAAACGGCAUAACUGCUUAUUGAUGUUGACUGAAAGGCAAACUUUUGUCCGUCUCCAAGUGGUUUUGAGGAUGUGCAGUUUUGAGGAUGUGCUUAUUUGACUUCAUAUCGCAGAAGUUAGGCCAAUAAUCCCUAUGUCCUCUACUGGAGUUGUUUACUGCAGCAGCUGUUAUUCUGCCUUCGAGAAGAGUCUUAUAGAACUUCUAUAAGCUAAAGCUGCAUACCAGAAGGCUGGAGACCACGGACUACAAAAAGAGACACCAGCAGUGUCUCAUUCCACGAGGCGAUAAACUGUAUCCCCUGAUAUCCCACUGUUUCUGGUGGAAUGUCUCUCUCCACGUUAGCUAACACCCCUCAUAAAGGCCUAGCGCCACCGCUGACACCAUCUGUUCAGUUGUAAACCUAUAGAUUUACUGUGUGACUGCUUUGUGGAUGAUGUGACUGUUUCUCUCUCUCAUGCUCCAUGGGAUUCAAGGUGUGUUAUUAUUGUGUAAUGGGCAAUCAGUGGCAAGCACCUGAAAAGAUUAAGCCUCUUUAUGGUUUCUAUUGAUUCUAAGGCAAGCUGGUUAAUAGGAGAGGGACCCUACAACACACAGCUGCAGGCCAGGUGUGUGUUGCUGUGUUGUGUGUAUGUGCUCGGGCCCGAAAAUGGACAUUGUGACGAUGUGGGAAGAAAACAACGCCAUUAACCAUUGCUCCUGGAACAAUGCUUUUCUCAAAGAUCAUGAACCGUAUUGAUGAUCUGAGUUGGAAUGCAUCUUCACUCCAGCUAUUCUCUUUAUCGCAUUUGUGAUGGCGGCAGAGUGGAGUGGGCUAUUGAUCUUCACCAACCGAAUGUUGUUUUGAUUGUUGUUAUCAAAAAUUGAACAAUAGAGGCAGCCAAUAGAGCCUGAAGAUUUUAUUGAGGGUUGAAAAACACAAACAAGCAAUUAUUUAUGAGAGCGAGCAAUCCAAUGCCCCAUAAAUAUACAGUGUGUGUUAAUGUUCACCUGUUUGCUUUUAAAGGCCCCACCAGGGGAGAUUUAGAAUUGUUGAUUGAUGUAGCUGUCAAAUAAGCACAAAGAUAUGGAUAUUUUGUAAUAAAGUACUUAUAUUUUGUACUUGUACACCUCAGUCAACUUAACACCAAUACAUUUUACAUACUUAACUUGAUUAUAUUUCAGUGUUUCCAAUAAAUAAAACUGAUUAUAAUUCCAACAGAUUAAGCAAUGAAACAAAUAGCUGAAGAAGAUAUUGCUCUAAAAAUGUUUUCUUUGUAAAUAUUCUUGGUUCCUUACAUUUCUUUGUGUGUGACAGUCUGAAUGUCAAGCAGGUUAUUGCCAAACCAUUGUGUGCUGCGCUAACAUGCAUGUUCACCAGACAUGAUACAUUAUGGUUUACAGAGAGGAUUAGAAAUACGUUUUGUUGUCGAAAUUCAGAAAUGAAUAAUAAAGAAACAACCUACACCA